This is a messenger RNA of Hemicordylus capensis (graceful crag lizard), 2260 nucleotides long. RefSeq names its product ER lipid raft associated 1 (gene ERLIN1). The record is from RefSeq and is a predicted model, not a curated record. Gene Ontology annotation, cellular component: endoplasmic reticulum; endoplasmic reticulum membrane. Gene Ontology annotation, biological process: SREBP signaling pathway. The transcript has 11 exons. Gene Ontology annotation, molecular function: ubiquitin protein ligase binding; cholesterol binding. NCBI's taxonomy places the organism in Eukaryota, Metazoa, Chordata, Lepidosauria, Squamata, Cordylidae. Bases 96 to 1142 code for a protein of 348 amino acids.
GGCGGCGGCGGCGGCACUUCCGGCCCGCCCCCGCCGGAGGAGGAAGAGGCGGGAGGCGAGCGGCGGAAGCGGAGAAGGGCCCGGCCGAGCGGAGGAUGCCGGCGCUGCCUCGCGGGGGGCGGCCGGCGGCGGGGGCGCUGCUGGGGCUGGCGCUGCUGGCGCUGCUGCUCUGGGCCUCGGUGCACCGCGUGGAGGAGGGACACCUGGCCGUCUACUACCGGGGCGGGGCGCUGCUCAGCGGCCUCAGCGGGCCGGGCUUCCGCCUCAUGCUGCCCGGGGUCACCCAGUACCGGGCCGUGCAGACCACCCUGCAGACGGACGAAGUGAAGAACGUGCCUUGUGGGACCAGCGGCGGCGUCAUGAUUUACAUCGAUCGAAUCGAAGUGGUGAACAUGUUAGCGCCAUAUGCAGUUCACAGCAUUGUGCAGAACUACACGGCUGACUACGACAAGGCCCUCAUUUUCAAUAAGAUCCACCAUGAGCUCAACCAGUUCUGUAGCAGCCACACGCUCCAAGAGGUGUACGUCGAGCUCUUUGAUCAGAUCGAUGAGAACCUGAAGCUGGCGCUGCAGCAGGACCUGAACGCCAUGGCCCCCGGGCUCACCAUCCAGGCUGUUCGUGUGACCAAGCCCAAGAUCCCCGAAGCCAUCCGGAGAAAUUUUGAGCUUGUGGAAAUGGAGAAGACCAAGCUCUUGAUCGCCACCCAGAAGCAGAAGGUGGUGGAGAAGGAGGCGGAGACCGAAAGGAAGAGGGCCGUCAUAGAAGCGGAGACGACGGCUCAGGUGGCCAAGAUCUGGCAUCGGCAGAAGGUCAUGGAGACGCUGACGGAGAAGCGGAUUUCCGAGCUUGAAGAUGCCGCCUUCUUAGCAAGAGAGAAGGCAAAAGCGGACGCCGAAUACUACUCGGCACAAAAAGCCGCCGACUCGAACAAGCUGAAACUCACGCCAGCCUACCUGGAGCUGAUGCGCUACCAGGCCGUUGCUGCCAACAGCAAGCUCUACUUUGGGAGCAGCAUCCCCGCCCGUCUGUGGCUGAGCCCCUCCUGUGCCUUCAAGGACGAGGUGGCAAGGACUGCCCGGGAAGCCCACCUCGCCUCGAAAACGGGAGAACGCCAGCUUGGGCAUGGAGGGCGUGCCGCUUGAUGGAAAGCCGGGAGGCGGUCCUUGGGCUGUGCUGCCUCCCUGCCGCGAACGCCCCCCUGGCCCCGCCUGGCCCCGCCAUCCUCCUCGCCAGACCUGCCUUCUUGAGGAAUAUGACAAGAGCCACACACAGACACACGUCGCUGUUGCGUUCUCUGCAGCAGCGGGCGGGGGGGGCAGCUCGGAAGCCUCUCAUACCUGCUGCUGCUGCUGCUGCUGCAUCUCUCGUGGACACUUCCGUGGCCUGGAGUGUUCUUGCCCUCAUGCAGGAGGCGGAGAUUCCGCUGCUCGCAGACCGGCAGUGUGUUCCUGGGUUAAAUGCAACAGGUGUGGGUCUUUGCGUGGUGAUGGUCUUGUCUGAGUGCUUGUGCCUGUCUUGUGGGAAGAUCCCCCCCCCCUCAAAAUCUUCCUGCAGGUAACACAUUCAGGCUUAUAAGGGAGCAGCCCGUACAAGGGGCGCUUCAGUGCUGUGCAUUAUGAGUUGGCACCUCAGCCUUUCCGCGGCCUCGGCGUUUGCACAGGCAUGUUUUGAGAGGCUCCCUGAGGAGCUCUGCUGGGGUGAGGAGGGACCCGUUCUUCCCUCCCUGGCCUCUCCCCGCCGCCGCCGCCAAGCUGAUGAGCGUUGCUGGAUCUUGAAAGGGAAAAUCAACUGGGGCCUGUCGGGUGGGAUGGGAUGAGUUCUUCCGAAAGGGAAACUCGGCGGCUGCUGUGUGGUGUUGUGGCUUCUGCUUUCCGUCUCCCCGUGUGGCUGCACAGCGCCCCCCCAUUCUGUACUUGGCCAGUGGGAGCCAGGGUUGGCACCCCCUGCUCGCCUGCAGCAGAGCCAACCCAGACGGUGAGCUGGCAACCACGGGGGCUGUGACUUUAAUUGGACCCAGGGGGCCUGGUGGCUGGGGUGUGUGUGUGUGUAAAAGUUGCCCUUCCUGUGUAAGUUUUGCUGCUGCUGCUGAGCCAUCAAGAUUAGGCACUUGACACAUUAAAUGGGAUCAUGCUGUGACCAGAAAACUUUAUUGUAGAGGAUGAACCUGCCGACUGGAAAAGUUUAACCUGUGAUGGAAGUUUGCAGGAGGUUUAUAUUUCAGAAGUACGGGUGUGCAGAAUAAAGCUAUUUUCAUAACCUC